Messenger RNA from Epinephelus lanceolatus (giant grouper), 1316 nucleotides. RefSeq names its product annexin A2-like. The record is from RefSeq and is a predicted model, not a curated record. NCBI's taxonomy places the organism in Eukaryota, Metazoa, Chordata, Actinopteri, Perciformes, Serranidae. Gene Ontology annotation, cellular component: vesicle membrane; plasma membrane; cytoplasm. Gene Ontology annotation, molecular function: phosphatidylserine binding; calcium-dependent phospholipid binding; cytoskeletal protein binding.
GUGUGUGUGUGUGUGUGUGUGAGUCAGCUAGUAUUUAAACACCACACCCUGUCCUGUCCUGGGUCAUAGCUGCUGCUCGCUGCCUCACUGCUGCUGCUGCUGCUGCUGCUGAAGGUCGACUCAACAUGGCACUGGUGUCUGAGUUUCUGGGCCAACUGACACUGUCGUACGGAGGGGAAGCCGAACCCAAAUUCCCCACCGUGGUGCCGGUACGAGACUUCGACCCGGCCAAAGACGCCGCCAGGAUUGAGACGGCCAUCAAAACUAAAGGUGUGGACGAACAGACCAUCAUCGACAUCCUGACCAGACGUAGCUACGAGCAGCGCAGAGAAAUCGCCUUCGAAUAUGAACGCCUCGCCAAGAAGGAUCUGAUCACGGCCCUGAAGGGGGCGCUGUCCGGCUCUCUGGAGGCUCUGAUGUUGGGUCUGAUGAAGAGCACCUCUCAGUACGACGCCUCUGAGCUCAGAGCCUCCAUGAAGGGACUGGGAACAGACGAGGAGACUCUCAUAGAGAUCGUCUGCUCCAGAAACAACGAGGAACUGGUGGAGAUCAAGAGGGUUUACAAAGAGAUGUUUAAGAAGGAGCUGGACAAAGACGUAGCAGGAGACACAUCAGGAGACUUCGCCAAACUCCUGCUGGCUCUGGUUCAGACGAAGAGAGACGAGCCGUCUAAUGUGGUCGACUACGAGAAGAUUGACGAGGACGCCAGAUGUCUGUAUGAAGCUGGCGUGAAGAGGAAGGGGACUGAUGUGGCGACCUGGAUCUCCAUCAUGGCUCAGAGGAGCGUCCCCCACCUGCAGAAAGUGUUUGACAGGUAUAAGAGCUACAGCCCGUACGACAUGAAGGAGAGCAUCAGGAAGGAGGUGAAGGGAGAUCUGGAGAAAUCCUUCCUCACUCUGGUGGAGUGCUUUGAAAACAGGCAGCUGUACUUCGCCAACAGACUCAGUGAAGCCAUGAAGAGUAAAGGAGCGAAGGAGAAGGUGGUGACGAGGAUCAUGGUCUCUCGCUGUGAAGUCGACCUGAUGAAGAUCAGAACAGAGUUCAAGAGGCAGCACAAAAGAUCACUGUACCAGACCAUCGCUGAGCACACUAAAGGAGACUACCAGAAGGCUCUGCUCAGUCUGUGCGGCGGAGACGACUGAGCCCUCGACUCCGUCUGGACUCAGUUUCCCAGAAGGCCGCUGGGUUUGAAAUGUCAGUUGACUGCAGAUCUUCUUACAGUAUUAGAGCCUUUUUGUUUUUAUGUCCAUGUUAAACAGAUCACCUCCAUCUUUCUGAGCAGCUUCAGUGUCUGAAAUAAAACCUUCUCAGCUGUG